Harpegnathos saltator (Jerdon's jumping ant) is the source of this 6217-nucleotide messenger RNA. It is a transcript of the gene sp3, whose product is annotated as phosphatidylinositide phosphatase spermathreecae. The record is from RefSeq and is a predicted model, not a curated record. Gene Ontology annotation, biological process: phosphatidylinositol dephosphorylation; regulation of endocytic recycling. Gene Ontology annotation, cellular component: clathrin-coated endocytic vesicle; early endosome. Bases 177 to 3800 code for a protein of 1207 amino acids. Gene Ontology annotation, molecular function: phosphatidylinositol-4-phosphate phosphatase activity. NCBI's taxonomy places the organism in Eukaryota, Metazoa, Arthropoda, Insecta, Hymenoptera, Formicidae. The transcript has 13 exons.
UCGUAUGAGCGGCCGUUCGUUGUCGUCAUCGCCUCCCACAUCGGGAAACAAAGACAGCGGAGUGAGAGCGCGGCGAGCAACAUGGCGAGCGUUCGGUGGUAGGCGGAUAUUUUGUCUCCGCGCGGAAACGUCGCACAUGCCGUUUGACGGCUGUCAAAGCGCAGGAAAGCGAAAGAAUGGAGCUGUUCCGCACUGAUACUCAUUUUAUCUUCGUGAAGGAGAGGUACAGCCUCUGGUGCGAUAAGUACACCGGCGAAUUCUCCGCGAAAUCAGAUUGGGAAUGGGCCACACCGAAGGAUCUAGAAUGCCUAGGAAUGUUUUACGGAAUAGUAGGCAAGAUCGAACAAGCGUCAGUAUUGGAGCCCCGCUUGAUGCUUAUAAAGGAUGUCACACCAGCGGGAGAGUUACAUGGUGGUCAUGUUGUCUACAAGAUUAAAUCUAUCGCGUUUUUACAUAUCGGUACGGAAAAUACUGAUAUCGGCCUGUUGCCUUGUAAGAAACACCAAUAUGUGUUGAAGAAAAAAGGAGCUGGUGGAUUGUUUGACGUGCCACAGAAAGCAGCCCUGGCAAAAACUUGGGGCACAAUCAAGAAUGCUACAAAUACCAUAAAGAACACCACACAACAAGCUGCUGCAUUAGCUACAUCUCAAGUGAAGUCGACAGUGAUAAAACGAAGCAUUGUAAAAGAUAAAGAAAGAUUCGAAAAGAGAAUAUUGGAAGAGUUAAGCAAGAUAUUUACUGAAACUGACUCUUUCUUCUUCUGCCGAACUGGUGACAUCACCAACAGCUUGCAACAGCAAUGUAUGGCAGAAUCCCAACAGGACCAAGGCGACUGUAACAAGCCAUUAUGGCAACGUGUUGAUGAUAGAUUCUUCUGGAAUAAACAUAUGUUACAUGACAUCAUCAGUUUAAAUACAGAUAAGGCAAAUUGCUGGAUAUUACCAAUCAUUCAAGGAUAUGUUCAAAUAGAAAAGUGUAUAGUCGAAGUGGGUUUCGACGAACAGCCCCAGCAAGAGACAUUUAACUUGGCAAUCAUAUCAAGGAGAAGCAGGUUCCGUGCUGGAACCAGGUAUAAGAGACGCGGAGUAGACGAUAAUGGCCAAUGUGCGAAUUAUGUUGAGACCGAGCAACUAGUUUGGUAUCACGAUCAUCAAGUAUCUUUCGUGCAAGUACGAGGAAGCGUGCCAGUGUAUUGGUCGCAGCCCGGAUACAAGUACAAACCUCCACCACGAAUUGAUAAAGAUGAAGCUGAAACGCAGGUAGCGUUUGAAAAGCAUUUCAAUGAAGAGCUGACAUUAUAUGGGCCAGUUUGUAUUGUCAAUUUGGUCGAACAAUCCGGCAAAGAAAAAAUAAUUUGGGAAGCUUACAGCAAUCAUGUGUUUAAUUAUAAUCACCCGGACAUAACGUACACCACUUUCGACUUCCACGAAUACUGUCGAGGAAUGCAUUUCGAAAAUGUGUCUAUUCUGGUUAAUGCAUUGGCUACAGUGCUGGCAGAUAUGGGUUACUGCUGGCGCGAUAAACAAGGUACGAUAUGCAUGCAAAAGGGCAUAUUCCGUGUGAAUUGCAUCGAUUGCUUAGAUAGAACAAACGUGGUGCAAACCGCUCUGGGUAAAGCUGUUAUGGAAAUGCAGUUCUCGAAAUUAGGACUAAUACCACCCGACGGAAUUCUGCCUGCAAACAUAAGACAGACUUUUCAGUUGCUUUGGGCUAAUAAUGGGGAUAUUAUUAGCAAGCAGUAUGCGGGGACAAACGCUUUGAAGGGAGAUUAUACGCGUACCGGGGAGAGAAAGUUUACCGGAUUGAUGAAGGACGGCAUGAAUUCUGCGAACAGAUAUUAUCAGCAACACUUUACGGACGACUUACGUCAGGCGGCGAUAGAUACGCUGCUAGGGAAUCCAAUCGACGUUGAUCGACUGAACAACGAUUGGUCACACUAUUUAGAUAUCCUUGAUAAUUGCUGUCUCGAACUUAUACCUAUGAAACCACCAAAUAUACAACUUCAACUUGCUACUCAUCCUGACUUCCUUUAUAUCACUGCCCUAUAUGAUUUGGCAAGAUAUUACUUAAAUCGCUUUAAGGAUGUCUAUAGACAAGCGACAAUUGAUAUGAUGUUGGGAAAUUCGGUGAGCGAGGAAGUGUUUCAAGAGCGCACCGAGGAAGAGGAUAAUGCAGCUACUGCGAUUCACGUGAAACUGCUGAUCGAAGACUGCAAAAAAUUGCUGAUACCCGAUCCGGAAAUUAUUCUGGGCAGUUGGGGAGUGAUCGAUGCCGAUCCUGUUACCGGCGAUCCAACGGAAACAGAGAUGGAUACGAUCUUGAUAUUAACCCGAGACAGUUAUUACAUAGCGGAUUAUGACGAUCAAAUCGACAAAGUUACGAAUUAUCAGAGAGUCCAGUUGAAUGACAUCGUUCUGGUUGAAUUCGGUCAACCUGAGAACACAGUCUCGUUUUUCAAGAACAAGCAUUAUCACUGUAUCAGAAUCAAUUACAAGGUGAACGGCGAGUACGGUUACUUCCAUAUGUUCCGCAGUACAAAUCUAAGAUUUUUCAAUAACAUGGCGGUAGUAAUUAAAACCGAAGAGGAGAGCAUAGAAUCUCUGAAAGCAAUUUGCGAAGCUAUUUCCGUGGCCAUGGAAAUAGCAGGCUUGCCGAAGGUUCCUGUGGCCAUGAAUGUCGCGUUAGAUAAGAGAAAGAGUAAACUGGUGAAUGUUAAAGGCUCUACCGGCUUGUUGGAUAUUUCAUCGUUGCCAGAACUAACGCGAAACGUGUCUGAGACGCAAUUGCUCGCCUUAAAAACAGCAGGCACAAAAGCUUUGAGCAAUAUGUCAGAACAGUUUAGCAAGUUGAACAAACUGAGUCAGAGUUUUAGCGCGAAGAAACCGAUCGAUCUGGCCAAGAGCAUAGGCGGCAAGAGAGCGGAAAAAAUGUCGAAGCCAAUCUUUACCGUAGGUGACAGAGAUAUCUCGGGUAAUGUUAAGCUGAAGAGCGACAGUAGCAGUAGCGACGAUGACGAAAAUAUCGAAAUGACGCAUAUUCACGUGAAGAAGUCGAUGAACUUCAGUCACGACAAGCAUCUGAUGGAAGCUUACACCCCGUCUAUCGGUAUUAUCAUGGGCGUGAAGAAUAAUGUCAUGGACGGUGAGGUUUGCGAUGGCAAUGGAAAUACAAAUCUGUCCACGAUGAGGCAUAACGACAUGAAUCUCGACUCAAAGCCGGAUAUGGCGAUCGAUGCGUUGCUCUUGAUACCGCAAAUCGGAUCCGGCACCAGUACUCUCAGCGCCUCACCACAGAAGACUGCUGCGACUACGCCUGAGAUCACAGUGUACGACGUGGGAGAAAGCCUAUGCGAGGACAGAGAACGGAUAUUACCACCGUCGACCUUGACGUUCUCCAGGAACAUCAGUCAUUCGACGGGAGAGAUGGACAACAAACUGUCAAUCGGUAUCAAGAGCGUCACCCUACAGACGGACAGUAGAUUGGACGAGAAGAAGAGAUCAGCGUCCGAGCAGGAUCUGACGUUAAACAUCACUUCGUCACAGAGCGAAUCCGCCUUAAAGUCCAUCAAAGAGAAUAUUACAAGCGUCACCAGUCCGGUGGCGUCGACAGCUAAGGACAUUCUAUCGCCGUUCUCGAAGUUCGCUAAAGGUGUUCAAACGUUAGGAGCUAACUUGGAUCCAAGAAAGCUCAAAUCAGGCAACGUGGGACUGUUGCGAAACCUCUCGGAACAUCACAUGGAGGAACGCCACAAACUUCAAGAGAAAUGGGCCACCUGUCAAUCAAGACUCAUCGCUUUAUAAACAUAUUAUCAUUCCAACGACCAGCUUUCUUCUCGCGAUCCAAUCUCAAAUAUCAAUUCGGCGCUUACUGACGCAUUGUGUGUAUUCCCGAGAAAAUUUCGAAUCUUGCAUUCGACAGCAACGCAAAUGUUAUCGCGCGCUCUUGAACGAGAAGGAGGAAUAAAGCAUUGAGAGAUUGUAUUAUAGUUUUACUACGUAGAUCGCGCGUGAUUUAAUAUGACGGGAGCAUCAUGUAGAGAGUAGCGAACAGUUUCGAUCGAAUUUUGUAGGGGAUUCUUAUGAGACUCGAUCUCACACUGCACCUAUUUCAUAUUUUCACACCUCACUCGAGUGUAGCGUUAUAUCGAUGUGAAACAUACGAAACUACUUGCCGCAGGAAUAGAUGCAAUUUUUACGCGUUACGACGCCAAGUACAAUAUGGUCAAUAUUAACUUGUGAUUAAUUGAAUUGACGAUCUAACGAAUGUUGCGCGAUUUUUUAUUGCUAGGAGAUUAUGUCAGGGCUGUCAGCGCUAUUUUCUCGACAGCGUCUAUAUCAAUUUUACUAUAUAUCCGCUGAAAUUUCUUGGCGUAUUUUUACAAUGUUUGUGAUAGCAACUUCAUGAAAUUAGCCUGUUAAAUGCUACUGAUUCGAAUUUUACAAAAUAACGAGAUGUGAAUAUUUUUUCUCCUUUAAUCCAAUUGAUGCCUCGUAUUCUUACGCACCACAAAAUUCUCUUGUUUCUAAGAGAGAGAGGAAAGAAUUUCUUUUGAAAUCUUUUUUCUUCUUAAUUGAUAUACGCGUAAGUAAAUUUUUAUAUUAAACAUACGAAUCGCUUGAAAUGCAAUUGAGACGGUUUAUUUGUACAGGAAGCCGAAGAAUGAAGCUUCGUAGUCAAUUAUGUAAAUACAGAGAUUAUUUAAAUAUAGUUUAGUAAAAAAAAAUAUAUAUAUAACAAAGUUAUAUAUAGUAAGAGAGAUAAAAAUGCGUUUGAAACGUACAUCGUUACCAGAACAAAGACGAAUAUAACUAUUAUGCUUGUUAGUUUCUUCGAGAUGUAUGUAUUCUUCGAAAUAACACGGAAAUAAUAUAAUUAUUUUGACGACAUUAGAGAACAAUACAAAUAGAACAGUUGAGAAUCUAACUCUCGAUACAAAGAGUUAAUUAUAUAUGAGUUAUAAAUCCGUGAAUAUGUGGAAUGUGAUAGUUGAUUUACACGUGUAACACGAUAGAGCUCAGUAGCGAGUUUGUGUAUUUGUAUAAUCGCGUUUGUGUUAGUGUUAUAAUUUUAGAUGCUUUAAUAGGUUGUUACAAGCUAUACAGAAUUAAAGUAUUUCAAGAGCCAGUUCAGUAUAAGAGAACGUUCAGUAUUAUAUGGAGUAUAUGCUAUAUCUACGAAACCGCAUGACAUGCUCUCUCCCUCCGUGCGUACAUAAACCACCUGACGUAGACGAAAAAUUAGGCACAAAAAACAAAUGCUGCGCAAAUCUUGCAUUCGCUGUGGGUGCGAUCCACGGCGUAAAUUAUACAGACAAUUCUCAUUGUCCGAUCAUGUAAAUAAUUGUAUCUCAUUCUGACGAUUUUCGUUUCUCUCGUGAACGUUUUGGGGAUAGCAUCGACAUUACAGCGAUCCUAAGCUAAUAUUUUUAGCGAGUGUUUUUUUUACUGCGUAAACAAUAGUCUGUGAUACUAUCUUACGGAAUACACACGGGUCUAACACACGGCGGAUCACGAAAUGUGUGUAUUCUGAAAGACGCUUUAGGACGCUUUAGAAUAAGAAUACAGUUAGGUUGUGUUUGAGUACGUAUCCCCAUGAAAGAUUUUUUAUUUCGUCAAAUUGAGCAAAUUUAUCGUUUGCUUGAUGUUAUCAUUAAUAAAAAAGAAAACAAAAAACUACAUCUGGGAGCACAACAUUGAAUUUGAACUCUGUUUAAUGUACGUUCAAUGAACACGAUGUAAGAUUCAACGCAAGUUUCUUAUUGAACCUGCGUUAUGUAUUAACACAUUUUUAGCUGUAAUAUUGAAUGUCCUACGAGACGUAGGUGAAUAAAGGAAUCCACAGAAAAAGACAUUCUGUGUGAAGUCAGAUCGUUGAUUAUCGAAGGCAAAGAUUAAUUUACAAAUUCAACAAAUUACUUCUAUUUAUUCAUGUAAAAGAAAAAAAAAAACUUUUCAUUUGUACUUUAAAUAAGAAUUAAGAUUAAUUGUUCCCUAAUACACCUAUUUUCUUUGCAGGAUAAGAACUUGCACAUUGAGACAAUUGUAUGUAGAAACUGUAGAGGCUUGAUAUAUGCCUUGUACACGUGUAUUUGCUAUUAUGUUUUCAUGAGAUUAUAAUGAAAAAAAAAUUCUUGUGUAUAUGCCGAACAGCAAACAUUGACAAUGUGUGCACUUGUAGAAUAGAUAACAAUAAAAAGCAUUUAACUUGUGGACCAUGA